GUGUGUGUGUGUAUAUGUAUAUAUGUAUGUAUGUAUGUGUAUAUAUAUAUAUAUACGCUAUGUUGCCAAAAGUAUUGGGACACCCCUCCAAAUCAUUGGAUUCAGGUGUUCCAAUUACCUCCAUGGCCACAGGUGUAUAAAAUCAAGCACCUAGACAUGCAGACUACUUCUAAAAAACAUUUGAGAAAGAAUGGGUCGCUUUCACGAGCUCAGUGGAUUCAAGUGUAGUACCAUGAUAGGUUGCCACCUGUGCAAUAAGACCAUCCAUGAAAUUUCCUUGCUACUAAAUAUUCCAUGGUCAACUGUUAGUGGUAUUAUAACAAAGUGGAAGCAACUGGGAACAACAGCAACUCAGCUACGAAGUGGUAGCCACAAAAAAUUACAGAGCGGGGUCAGUGUAUACUGAAGCACACAGUGUGCAGAAGUCACCAACUGUCUGCA
Molecule: messenger RNA, 441 nt
Organism: Staurois parvus
Lineage: Eukaryota; Metazoa; Chordata; Amphibia; Anura; Ranidae
Source: the annotation of a GenBank genome assembly